AUGGCUGGUAGUAAUCGUUCAGUGAACUGUUCAACUGCACUACAGCGAUUGAAACAAGACUACCUAAGGCUUUCAAAGGACCCGGUUCCUUAUAUAACUGCAGAGCCACUUCCAACUAACUUGUUUGAGUGGCAUUAUGUCAUCAAAGGACCAGCUGAUUCACCUUAUAAAGGAGGUUAUUACCAUGGGAAACUUGUUUUUCCGAGAGAUUUUCCAUUUCGACCUCCUUCAAUAUACAUGAUAACACCAAACGGUAGAUUCGCAUGUAACACGAGACUGUGUCUAUCGAUAAGUGAUUUUCAUCCCGACACAUGGAAUCCUGCAUGGUCUGUUUCAUCUAUACUAACGGGCUUACUAAGUUUUAUGCUGGAGAAUACGUGUACCAUGGGUAGUGUUGUGACUUCAACAUGCACUAAAAAACAACUAGCCAAAACCAGCGGAGAUUUUAACCUGAAGUCUGAAAUUUUCUGUGAAUUAUUCCCUGGAAUUGUUAAAGAGAUUCGCGAAAAUCUGACAGCUGAAGAACUUCGUAGUAAACUUUUAAAUUCAUCAAAUCAACGUCAGUCACAAUCCGACGCAAGUACAAAUAACUCCGGCGUAAAUGGUGAAAAUAGAAAUGAAUGGCAUAUCUCCAAAUUAUUUGUCCUGAUCGUGUUUAGUAUAUUUGCUUUUCUUGUACAACUUGUCAUGAGAUUUUUAGAACCUAUGUGA
This is a messenger RNA of Schistosoma curassoni, 711 nucleotides long. Lineage: Eukaryota; Metazoa; Platyhelminthes; Trematoda; Strigeidida; Schistosomatidae. The record is from the annotation of a GenBank genome assembly.